This is a messenger RNA of Mytilinidion resinicola, 5835 nucleotides long. RefSeq names its product Pkinase-domain-containing protein. The record is from RefSeq and is a predicted model, not a curated record. Gene Ontology annotation, molecular function: protein kinase activity; ATP binding. NCBI's taxonomy places the organism in Eukaryota, Fungi, Ascomycota, Dothideomycetes, Mytilinidiales, Mytilinidiaceae. The transcript has 3 exons. Gene Ontology annotation, biological process: protein phosphorylation. The coding region runs from base 175 to 5601 and encodes 1808 amino acids.
ACACUUCAGGACAUAGCCUCGUGGCAUCUGGCGUGGAUAUUCCUUCAGCGAGGCAUGGGACAGACAUCAGCCUCUUGGAUAUACUGGAGGCUCCAUCAUGAGGUUAUGAGGACCAUCUCCGCCCUCGCAUCACUCUGAGGCGCAACCACCAGAACUCUAUCCGUGCUUUGAAUCAUGACAAUUGGGUCGCGACAGCGCUCUUCGUCCAAUCGAUCAAACACUUCUGACAGAGCGGACCGACGUGGUCCUCCGACUCCUCUUUCUGCGAUCCGUACUCAGCUUGCAGUACCAACAGACCUGGUCCUCAACGACGUUCCGGGCCUGACCAACUCGUCAUCCUCCCUACUCAUACCGCCCAGCGCUGGGUCGCCUUAUCCUUCAUACUCGAACGCCCCCCCAAAAGGCUCCACGAGCCCUCGACCGCGCGCAUAUACCUACGCAGACUCGAACUAUCUCCAGCGCCAACAAAAUUAUCGCCCAGAGUCUUUAUCAAUGAUGCAUCCACAUAAUAUUCCCCCUCCUCCCCCUCAGCAAAUCUCCACGCCAACCGCGUAUGGAAUGCCCUUACCUCCACCUCCUCCGAGGCCCCAAGUACAGCAUGGCAUGCCCAUACCUCCUCCACCUCCCCAAACACAGAACUACGGCUGGGGCGCUCCUCGACAACAGUAUCCAACUCCGACAAACACUGGUCAUGUAGCAUAUAAUCCAAAUGCGUAUCAGUCCUACCAGCAAUUACCUCCUCCGCCGGACCAGCCGCUGACGUCCGCGACGUAUAUUCCCUUUGGCGAGUCGUUUGGGCCCGGAGUAGGAAUUCCCCCUUUACACACUCCAUCCAGGUAUCAGGACCCUGCGUACUACAACCCCAACGAUCCGGCCACAUAUUCUGCAACUACAGAACACUCAAGUACGGGGUUUCCUACACCCGCCGAGACUACUCAAUAUGGACAGAAUCAAGGAUAUGGCCCUCCACCGACACCGAGUACGCGCACACAUCUGAAUAUCCCUACUCGAGAAGCUCAGGAGUACCAAGUUCCUGGACCUCCCACUGCUACUCUGCAGAACCCGCAACCCCAUGGCAGUAUUUACGAACACGCGCAGUCAGCCGGGCCCACACCAAUAUCUCCCCGUGAUGCAAGCAUACAAUGGCCUCCGGACCGCGUCCAAAUAUGGCUUUCGAGUAACGGAUUUUCCAAGGAUUGGCAGGAUACCUUCAAGACUCUCAACAUGUAUGGCGCAAACUUCCUCGAGAUUGGGAGAGGUCAUGGUAGCAAGGGAAAUGUUGCUGUGAUGCAUAAGGUCAUAUUUCCGGAGUUGGCAAAACAAUGCACUGCUAGUGGUACUGGAUGGGAUCAAAGUCGGGAACGAGACGAAGGAAGAAGGCUUCGGCGAUUGGUUCGGGCUAUUGUGGAAACUGGGAGCUCAGCUAAUGCUCGAUUACCUACCCGACGUGGUUCUAUGACCCUCGCAAGUGCGGGAACUGAAGGAACUCUGGAGAAUUCGCCAUAUCUUGGCGGUCGUAUGGAUUUUGGAUCCACCCCUACGACUGCUGGCGGAGGCGAAGACAGCCCUGGUAAACAAAUGCCACUGUCUUAUGGUAUGAACUCUCCUGCAGUUGCUCCAAGGCGGAUAUCCACUCAACGAAAUUUCACCGUUCCGGUUCCUACUCUCGGACAACCUCCCGACUAUAGCGAAGUACAUAAUCGAAGUGCGUAUUCCAAGGACGUGCUACGCAAUUUGGAUGGAAAUAAUUCCCGAAAGCAUAGCCCCAAUACUUCUGGAGAAUUUGGAAAUUACCGAGAAGCUAUGAGGGGCCCUAGCCCACAACAAAGUCCUGGACUUCCUUCCGCUCGUCUGGCCAGUAAUCCAAAUGGCUUGGCUACGUCACUGAGCACAAAUGCUCCUCGGUAUUACAGUCACCAUAGAGCCAAUAGCUCUGAGUCAAAUCUCUCAAACAUUGCAACAGCCGGCUCAACCAUCGGUUCAGGUCCACCUUCUGGAAGAUCAAUCGACACCCGUAUGGAGACAAGAAUGGAGAGUCGAACCGAGAGCAGAAACGAGGCUCGUAGAAACGGAGUCGAUGCACCUCGGCCGGAUUCAGGAAGGCACCACAGCGGAGAAGUACCUUCGAGCGCUAAGGAGCACAAGACCUUCUUACCAAAGUUUAUGCGGAGGGAUAAGAAGAAAGACGACAUCCAUGCCUCUCCCGAUGAGUCAAGUGUAGAUUCCCCAACCAGCCCCGUUGGCUAUCGUCAUCUGCCACUAAGUACACCGUAUGCGAAAUCGUCACUGAACGCAAGCGACGCUUCUCUCAACGAAAGACCUCCGUCUAGGCGAUCGGCCGCUGAUGAAGGCCACGGACGCAAACGUAGUGACCAAAGAAAGUUUGCUUUUGUAACACCCGAUGGCUGGAACUACCGACUUGUUGAGAUUACCAGUGCGGAAUCAGCUUCUUCUUUACGAGAGCUGAUUUGCGACGGUCUUGGUCUGGCCAAUGUACCCGGCGUUAGUCUGCACUUGACCAUCCCUGGAAAGUCCAAACAAGAGCACGAUAAUGAACCAGCUUUGAAUGAUAAGCAGCUACUGAAAGCCACGAGCCAGUGGGGAAACCCUUAUGCUGAGCUUCGAAUAUUUGUUACUCCACCACCAUCGAUGCCUCCUUCAGCCGGACUGGGAGUUUCCUUCGGUACAGGCACUUUCCCAGCAUCUCGCAAGCCAAUCGACGAGGCUACGUAUGCUAGAUUAAAUGCAGACUCACAAGUAGAGUCUCCGGUGACUCGAUCAGGGGAAUCAACGCUGGUACCAGACAAGGGCUCUACACUUCGCAGUCUAGGCAAGAAAGACAAAGAAGAAAUUACUCCAGAGGCCGUCACUCAGCGGCCGAACAAGAGUGACCGGAAUUGGGAGACAUCUGACGAUCUGUCUGAGUCUGAGCGAAGGGAAAUGCUGGAAGCUGCUGCUGAGGAACAUCGCCGUGAGACAAGGCGCAAACAGGAGGCAUACCAAAAGCAAGUGCAUCAAAGACAACAGCUCAAUAAACACUCUCCCGAUGCCAACGGCAAUUACGGAAUCAAGAGAGACGGUGUUAUUGACUUUGACGAUCGUCGCGAUUCGCCGUACGAAGACAAGCAGAAGCCAUUCGAAGAACACCGAAAAAGCAAGCCUCUUGUGCCGCUACGCGAACCGCCUCCAAAACCACCAGUGGAUAGCAGCACCUUGAUAAAGGCAAAUUCCUUGACAAAGAAUAAACGCGACCGACAAUCCUGGCCUGACUCAGACGAGGCGUCGGCAAAGCGAAGGUCGGGAGAGCGGCCAUCUGGAGAAAGAGAGCGAACUUCGACGGAAGGAGAGCACGCGCGACGAAAGGCCAUACCUCAAGGACCUUCCGGAUUGUCCAGUAUCGCGCAAGCUAUCGUCGGGGCCGGGAAGAUGGGUGGAUAUAUUGGUGCAGCAAAUGCCGCCUCUCCGCCGAAACAACCUCCAGCGCCUCUCGCCCGAGAUUUCGCGGCGGAAAACACUCGACCUUCUACCAGAGUGCUGCAACAGAACGGAUUUGGCUCAGCAGAAACAGGAAGAUACAGUCCAGAUGUGCCUGGAGACCUUGUUCUUCCAAGGCCGAACCUUACUAUCCAAACGCCUGCAAAUCCGGCCAUCAGCAAGCUGCGCGAGGAGAACAUUCCGCGACAGAAGACGCCAGACAUCAGCCCAUCCACCCGAAAUGCGCCACCGUCACAGCUUUCUCGCGAGCCUUCAAGGGCUUCAGUAUGGGGCCCAACGGUGGACUUCACGGAGUCCCAUGUUGCUUUUAACAAGUCACCAAUGCUUGCGCCAGCCGACUCCGAAGAUGAUGAUUCUGACGAGGGUCUAUUUGCCAAACCGCUAGCUAAGGUGGAAGAUAGCCCACCACCCAAGGGCAAGGCUCCUAUGAUUGAGGGCAGCCCUAGGGGUCAGAGGCCGUCGUUGACCUUGAAGACGUCGCGAUCAAAGGUUGCUUUCGAAUCGCCAGAAAAAUCUGCCGUUGAACAAAGCGCUGCAACAGAAGCGAACGAGAGCGACGCCAAAGCCUCGCAACGCAGCAACAGCAACAGCAUCCCUGAAUCAGCGGCAUCUGCUACCUGGUCAGCGGAAUCACCAGACGAGAAUAACAAGUUCGGUCGUCGCGAGUCUUUUGCUAGCGAUGUCUGGGCCAAUCGUCCACCUCCUGAAGCACUUGCAGAGCAUCUCGACGAGUUCUUCCCCAACAUCAACCUCGACCAGCCGAUGCUAGAGGAAGGUGGCUCACCUCCGAGCUCUCCGGGCACUGGUCCUUCUAGCAGCGACUUCUCUAACAGACCAAGCCGUUCCGUCACGCCAAUGUCUUCAUUUGACGAAGGCGACACAAUGGGCCCAAGCAAUCCGAUCGGCCUGAAGCGUGGCGAAGUUGGCCUCCAGUCCAUCGCUCAACGCAAUCUGCGCAAAUCAGGCGGCCUCGACCGCCACAAGUCUAUCCGUGAAGUCGUCAAAUCCCAAUACCAGCCUCUGGAAAAACGAUCCAUCCCCGGUCCAGCCCGUGUCAGCACCCUCCGAGGCGGCGGCGACAUCAUUCGCCGUAAGAGCACGAAGAUGUUCCACGCCAAAAUCGAGCAAGUCAAACCGCCUCGUGGCUCGCGUCUCAUUCAGCUCGAUCCGAUCCCACAAGACCACCUCCCCGUUCCCCAGCGCCAGCCCACGUUCAAAUGGAUGAAGGGUCAACUCAUUGGCAAAGGCACUUUCGGCCGCGUCUACCUUGGUAUGAACAUCACAACUGGUGAGCUCAUCGCCGUCAAGCAAGUCGAAGUCAACCCCAAAAUCGCCGGGCAAGACAAAGUGAAAAUGAAAGAGCUCGUCAAAUCCCUCGACCUGGAAAUCGACACCAUGCAGCAUCUCGACCACCCCAACAUUGUGCAGUACCUCGGUUGUGAGCGCAAGGAGUACUCCAUCUCCAUCUUCCUCGAGUACAUCCCCGGUGGUAGUGUCGGGAGUUGCUUGCGCAAACACGGCAAGUUCGAGGAGAGCGUUGUUAGCAGCCUGACCCGCCAGACACUCUGCGGGCUUAGCUACCUCCAUCGCGAAGGUAUCUUGCAUCGUGAUCUCAAAGCUGAUAACAUCCUCCUGGAUCUCGACGGCACGUGCAAGAUCUCUGAUUUCGGUAUCUCUAAGAAGACGGAUAAUAUCUACGGCAACGACAUCACGAACAGCAUGCAAGGCUCCGUCUUCUGGAUGGCGCCCGAGGUCAUCCGCUCCCAAGGCCAAGGUUACUCAGCCAAAGUCGACAUCUGGUCACUGGGUUGCGUGGUACUGGAGAUGUUUGCGGGACGUAGGCCGUGGAGCAAAGAGGAGGCUAUCGGUGCGAUCUAUAAGCUGGGGAGCUUGAACCAGGCGCCCCCGAUUCCAGAUGACGUGUCUGGGCAAAUUACACCGCAGGCGCUCAGUUUCAUGUAUGACUGCUUUACGAUUGAUCCCAUCGAUCGUCCGACUGCAGAGACGCUUCUCAGGGCGCCCUUCUGCUUCUCGGAUCCGCAUUACAACUUCCUAGAUACGGAAUUGUUCGCGAAGAUUCAGCCGUCGAUGGCCCCCAGACCCUGAAAGCAGAUUGGUAUUAUUUAGCCUCUCGCUUAGGUUAACCAAGGACAUGACCGAUAAGAGAUGGAGGCCGCGAGUAUUGAGACGGAAUGACGGGCCAAGAGACUGCAUCAUGCAAGCUCUUGUACCGACGGUACGCCGCAUACGUAUGGAGCUGCGGUGUGGUGUAGAGUGGAGUGGAGUGUUGAUACCCGAACUAUUGUCUUCUAUUCUUGGUGUUUGAUCUUCGAUCUGCGC